GGUGAAUGGGCCGGUCUAUGUAAACGAGAUAAAGAUGGAAAAGCAAGAAAAGUUGUUGGAUGUAGUUGUGUAGUGGUAAAAGAUUUUGGAGAUGAUACACCAGCACAUGAUCAUUUACAAGAAUAUAUAAAGAAAAAUAAAAAUGCUGCGUAA
Messenger RNA from Didymodactylos carnosus, 153 nucleotides. Lineage: Eukaryota; Metazoa; Rotifera; Eurotatoria; Philodinida; Philodinidae. The record is from the annotation of a GenBank genome assembly.